AUGGUUAGAAGAUACUUAAAGGAGAAGUUCCCAACAAUUGCAUCUGCUGAAGAAGCUUAUGGAAUUUCCUAUUUUGGUGAAAAGGUAAAAUAUAGAUAUAUAAAUAUAUAAUUACAUCAUGUAAAUUUUACUAUUCAUAUCAUACUGUAGGUAUCAAAUGCAGGCCAGAGUGUACCAUCUACUCCACAUGGUGUGUCUGGUCAUAUUACAUCUGCAAGAUCUCCACUGCUUGGAUUUUCUCCCUUACGUGAUGCAGAUUUUACCAAACUUCCAGGCUGUAUUCUUGAUAUUGUGUCCUCUGGGUUUUCAAGUCUAACUCCACGACAACGAGAACAAUUACUCAUCCACUUGUUUCAAAAAUGGAUGGUAGAAGACAUUAACCCUCGUUUAGAUGCAACAUUCGUCCCUCCACAGCUCUUACCACUUGUUGUCAAUGCUAUGUCUGUACUCCGUGCUGGUAAUAAAGAUAAUCUGAUUUAUCACGCUGCUCUAUGCUUUGGAGAACAACGCCAUGGAGAUGUUGGUCCUAGAAUGCCAUUAGAUAGAAUGCCCUUUGGUCUCAUUGCACAUAAUCUGAAGUUUUUUGCAUCCAACCAAGUUUCCAACCUUCAAGCUCCAGAUGACUACAAAUCUUGGUGUCAGUCCAUGUAUGCUUUGUUUGGAAACAAGUGGGCCUCAAUGCACUUGGGGCCAAUGUGGUCCUAUGAGUUAGAAAGGGAGCAUGUAUCGGUUACUAAUGAUUCUUCAUUAAGUUUAGAUAUCAUAAGCCAAGCAUUGCAAGAAACGUUUGGAGAUGACUCGGAUGUGGUAAGUAUGGAAAACCCAUUGCCUGUCCUGAAGAAUGUGCAAGAUACUAGCAUUGCUGAUGAUGUGGCAAAGUCUGGAAGGGCCAUAAAAGGAGACCCAUUAAAGGUACGUAAUAAUUUAAUGAGCAUCAAUGUGGUGUUAUUAAUGUGUUGUAGGGGUAUAUACUGUAUCUAAAACAUCCAUGAGUAGUGAGUACAUUGCAAUUAAGAUAUCCAAAAAUAGUAAAAUACAGUAGUAAUAUUAACUAAAUUCUUCCUCUCUCUGCUAUUGAAGUAACUUUUCUCUGUCUCAUAGGCCAAGAUAAAUAUUGCUGGGCCAUCUUCACAAACAAUUCGAAGAAUGACUGAGAACAAUGAUUAUAGCAAGGGCACUGAAAUUCAGGUAUGUAUGUUUGCUUAUCAACAACUUAUAUAUACUAUAUACACUAUCUGUAUACACUAUAUGAUGGAUGUAUUUUAACAGACAUCUGCUUUGAAAUUUCUUCACAACGCCUACCCAAAUGGAAGGUGGUGGUUGAAAGCUGAUGGUACUGACAUUCAAGAGGGACUCAGAGAAUCAAUGAGAAAUGAAUGGUCAGGUGAUGUAGAUUUAGGAGAUGGUAAGUUAGGAAUUAAGUAUUCCAAAUACUUAGAAUACCUUAAGCUUGUCAGCAAUAUAGGGUUGAAGGACAGGGCUUCCUCUGACAACAUCAAAGAAGACCUUCAACAGAUGUGUUCUAAGCUAUCCACAGAGAGUGAAUUCCUGACAAAUGGUCAUGCAGAUGCCAAGAAGGAUUACAUGAGCGUCCAGGAUAUGGCCAACUCUACAGAGAAAGCAUUGUUUGCAUGUGCGUGGAAUGUAGAAGAGUUCAGUAAGUUGCUGGAGAAGAAUGCGUACUUGUUGCAGUCUUUGAAACAACUCUGGUUAAUCUACGUAAAGAAUUACAGGAUUAUGUCAAAGGUACUAGACUAUUAUUUUUCAGGAAUUUUAUUGUAAAUAAAUUGUUAGCUUUACUUGUAUGACACAUCAUAACAAAUGUUGUGGACAGUUAUUGGAAAGUCCUUAAACAUCACUAGAUCAGUUUAACGUUCUCUUAUAAAAUUGUAUUAAUAUUUCAGGAAUUACCUCAAAGACACGAGUAGCAGCAUCUCACAUACUGAUAUUCAUGGUAAGUGAUGAAUUGAGAAAUUUCAAACCAUAUGCUAUUCCUGUUCGUGUUCUUAAGUACAGCAGUCUGACAGACAAGAAUGCACGAGACCUGAAGGAAGAAUUGAAAACUGCAAUGGAAGACAUUGGCAUGGUAACUGUAGGUAUGUACCAAUUAUGAGUAUUUUUAAUGUUGUAUACUUUUACUGUAUUAUUUCUAUUAUGCCCCCUCUCUCAAAUAAGUCCCCUCUCUAAUAAGCCCCCUCUCUAAUAAGCCCCCUCUCUAAUAAGCCCCCUCUCUAAUAAGCCCCACCCUUUUAAGAGGAAUAAAUUUAUUAAACACCCCUUUCUAUUUAGCCCCUAUCCCCAUUCAUAUGAAUAUAACACAUUGUACAUAACAUACGUUAUAAUACAUACCAACAUGUUACAGUAUGAUACAAUUGUUAAAGAUGGAUUUCAUAAUCGAUGCUUGUGAAAAUUAUGUAAGAUUUUAUGGAUAACUAAAUAAGCCCCUCCCCCCUUCUAAUAAGGCCUCUUCAAUAUGCUGUAUUACAGGUAUGUAUUUCAUUCAAAGGUUUUGUUACUGAUGGUGAGUUCAAUUCAUUGCGAACACAAGGUAAAUAUAGACCUGUCUCAGUCAUUCAGCUGAUUAUGGACGCCAAGAAUGAAGCACGGGCGAUACCUGCCAAGGAGAUUGAGAAAUUCUUCAAGUCUGUAAAGAAAGGUAAUUAUACUGCACAUAGUAUUGUUGUAUCAUACCAGUAACAUAAUACCCUGUGAGAUACAGUAUAUACAAGAAACUGCCAUUUACUGUUAGUAAUAGCUAUUGUAGCACGUACUGUAUACAUGUAGUAUUCUUAAUUUGGUAUAAGCUUAUAAUAUUUGAGACAUACUGUAAGUUCUUUUGUUUAAAGAUGUUAUAAGCGAAUCGUACAGGAUUAAACAUAGUGAGUUGCAGUGGCGGUGGAACAGGGGGGGCUAGGGGGGCUAAAGGCCCCCCAGAAGUAAAAGUGGGGGGCUUAGCCCCCCCAGAAAAUUUUGUUUUCUCUGGAAAAAUUUUGAUAAUUAAGGAAAAAUGUAGGUUAUUUCUGGAAAAUUUAGGUAUAAGGGGGAAAAUUUGGGAUAUUUUGUGUAAAAAUCGAGUAUGUCCGGAAAAAUUUUUUGUUAUAGGUCCGGAAAUAUUUUUUUCAUCCCUUUUCUUGUAUAUGUCCGGAAAAUUUUUUCUACCCCUAAAAUGGUACACUGACCGAAAUUUUUUUGGCGACGGGGGUGGGGGUGGGGGUGGGGGGGAUGUCACGGAAAAAAAUUUAGCGCCCCCAAACUGAAAUCCGUUUCGCCGCCCCUGGUGAGUUGUAGACAUUCUCUGGCUAAAAUAUGAAUUGAAAUACAAGCUUUUGACUGCCAGUCUGCAGUCUUCGACAGGAAUUUACAAUGAAAAAUAUAUAUACAGUGGUAUAGAAUACAGAUUUUUGAUCAAGAAAGUAUCAUAUUUAUAGCAAACCACUAUAUACAAUUUUUUCAUCAUAAAUUGCCCAUCGUAGACUGUAGACUGGCAGUCAAACGCUUGUGUUCUGUAUUCAAAUAAAUAUUUUAACUCAUGAUGCAGAACGUCUACUGUACAGCAACAACUCACUAAGUUCUUUGUGUUCUGUGAUUAACAGAAGGUGUAGUUUUGCCUGUGAAAGGUCACAAUGCUAUUCGGUUUGCAGAUGUUCAGUGGUUAGCAGAGUAUAUGAAUGGUGAACCCAAAGUUUCAUUUCUCAAUGCAAUCAGGAUACUUUGCAGAAAACACUUUCCGUUUUUUUAUGACCCACACCCUUGGGUUGCAGGUAAGGUAUCUAUGUAACAUAUGCCACAAACUAGAUUUACUGUUACUUCUCAAUCUCUCAACUUUACUCAUUUACAAUUUUAGCUACAAUAUCAAGAUUAAUCUCAAAUAAUUUACUUGUAAUAUAAUGUACAGUAAAUUUUUUUUUUCUGUUAUGUAAAGGUAAAACUGAGUCGAAAUCUGACUGUUUGAAAUCCCUUAUGGCGAUGUACCUCUUCAAGAAUAAAGUAUUUACUUUAGAACAUAUUUAUGUUCUGUGCACAAGGUGUUAACUUUCAGGAUUAUUUGUAUGUGCCAGAGGUAAGUGAACGCACAGGUGAACCUCAACAAGAGCGUGAAGACCACAACCAUGUGCUAAAGAGAAUAGCUGGCAGUUUGAGAAAGAGGCAUAUCCCAAAUGUGGAUCUUCAAGCAUUUGUCAAGGCUAUGAAUAAUGCAGAAACAGGUUUGACCUACACUGCAUUGACAGGUAAGAGAAAGCAGAGUGUGGGUGACACCGAGAAAUUGUUGUCACCUGCAGUUGCUAAAUGGUUGAAAGCUAAUGGUUUCUUGAAUGAAGGUAGAUUUGUAGAGAUUGUAUCAAACUGGCACAAGGCAAGUGAUGGUCGUGGACUGACGGAAACUGACCGUAAGAAGUACAACCUGGCGAUGUUGGAUUAUAUAUUGGAAGACUGGAUGCCAUGGUACAAGGAAGAAGGAGAUUAUUCAACAUUAGAUGUCAAUAGGUACAUGUGAUGCACGCUUCUUUGCUCUUUUACUCUGUCUAAUGCCAGACAAUUUUAAUUGUCAAGGGGAGAUUUUUGUGCUUUAAUGAGUUAAUAGAGUUUUAUAAAUUGCAUUAAUUUCAGUGCAUAUUGGACAUACCUGUAAUGUACUGUACUGAAUUUAAUGUGCACUUCUGUUAAUUUAUAGACCUAUCAGAGGAAUUAGAGGAUUCACUAGAGAAGUUGUGGUUGCACUAA
Paramuricea clavata is the source of this 4722-nucleotide messenger RNA. The record is from the annotation of a GenBank genome assembly. Lineage: Eukaryota; Metazoa; Cnidaria; Anthozoa; Malacalcyonacea; Plexauridae.